AAAAAACACGCCCUCCCCUCGUGACAGAGUCACAUGACUGUCCCUCAGCGUGACGUGAAAUCAGCUGACUGCAGAGAGGAAGGAGAUAAAUCCUCCGUCGACCUUCGUGCUCCUCUCGGUUCUCCUUCUGGUUCUCCUGGUUCUCCUGGUUCUCCUGGUCCCGGUGUCUCCACGAUCCUGAUCCGACAUGGCGAGUCAGUCUCAGGGGAUCCAGCAGCUGCUGCAGGCCGAGAAGAGAGCGGCCGAGAAGGUGGCCGAGGCCCGCAAACGUGAGUACCUGAGGCGGCCUGAGCACCCGAACAGGCCCGCUCAUCGCACCGAACCGAACCCACCGACCGACCGAACACCGGGAGUGAGAAAAAACAACAACAGAGAGGAGAGAAAGGGAAUAAGAGAGAGAGAGAAUAAGGGAGGAAAAUGGAGAGAGAAGCAGUGUGAGGGAGGAGAAACGGAGAAACAGAGAGGAAAGAAAGAGGGAGAGAGAAUAAACAGAGAAAUAGACAGAGGGAGAGUGUGUGAGGAAGGAGAAACAGAGAGAGACAGAACAGGCUGAAAACAGAAACAGAGAUAAAUCCAGUCAAACCAGGAGUAAGUAUUAAAGAGCUGAAACUGAAUUUGAUCGAUUUUCAGUUUUUAUUCUGAAAAUCAAAUUCACGUCAGAGUCAGUACCUCCUGUUUUUAAUGCAGCAGCUGUUUCUGACUUCCUGUGAAUAAUAAUAAAUAAAUACAAAGUGAGGAGGAAAUUAUGAUUUAUGAAGUAAACACGACAAGGAGGGCAGAGUUAGGAUCCUUCAUUAGAAAACAUACUCAUGUGUCAGUGUAGAUUUACUGUAAUUAACUGUAGUUUACUGUAGAAUUACUUUAAUUUACUGUAGUUAACUGUAACUUACUGUAAUUUGCUGUAACUUACUGUAGUUAACUGUUAUUUACUGUAGAUAAUUUCCCUCAACACUUGCAUUAAAAUCUGCUAUGACUCAGCCUCAGAGCAUUAUGGAAAACUGUGAUCCCAUCCUGAGACGAGUCAGAGGGUUUGAGAGAAGAGGACUGAUCCAAUCAGAGCGAUCCAAUCAGAACAAUCCAGUCAGCUUAUCAAUUCACUCAUUGAUCAGAGCAGAGGAAGAGAUGAAGAGAUGAAGAGAUGACAACCACAAAAAGACUAAAACUGAUUAAACCACUGUGUGUGCGUGCAUGCAUGCGUGUGUGUGUAUAGGUAAGAACCGACGUCUGAAACAGGCUAAAGAAGAGGCUCAGGCUGAGAUCGAACAAUAUCGUCUACAGAGAGAGAAGGAGUUCAAGACCAAGGAGGCAGCUGUACGAACACACACACACACACGCACAUACACACACGUAUCUACACACACACAGUCACACUCAAACACACACACGCACAUACACACACACACACACACACACACACACACACGUAUCUACACACACACAGUCACACUCAAACACACACACAAAUACAAACUAACACACAUACACACUAACACUCACACACACAGGUAUCUACACACACACACACUCAUUCAUGAAUAUUUGUAGUAUCGUAUUUAUUUCGUCUUUUUCUUUCUCGGUUAUUUCAGAUGUUUUCUGUUUUCGAUGUUUACGUGUUUUUGUUCCCCAUUAAUCAUCAGUUUGUCGUCAGGUGUUAAUUGUUUUAUAUCUUUUCUCCCUGUAACUGAUGGUGUGUUGUUGUCAUGGUGAUUUCAGGCCCUUGGUUCUCAUGGUAACAGUGCUGUGGAGGUCGACCGGGACACGGCCGAGCGGAUGGGGCGUAUCCAGAACAGUUACCGUGGUAACAGGGAGGCGGUGUUGGGCGAGCUGCUGAGGCGGGUCUGUGACAUCCAGCCGGAGUUUCACGCCAACUACCGUGUGGCCGGCUGAGGGGGUGGGGCUUAGAAAAACUCAACCUGGCAUGGACGUUAGCAACACUAGCUCUGUUAACUUCUGUCACCGCAAACAUCUGUUCGAGUUUUUUUUCAAGUUAUCGUUCUCUGGUCCUCCAAGUAACUUUAUUUUGAAGGUGCAGAGUUCAUCACUUCCUGUGUUCCAGACAAACACAAGAAUGUUGAUAAAUGUCGUUAUUGUGUCAUUGUUUACUAAAAAUAUUUAUAAAUAUCUGAAUCAGGUUUUUUGCUUAACUUAAAUCCUUCCUGAACCUACCAAAAUAAAAGUCUUAACAGAGGAGGGAACGAGCCAAUCAGGAGUCAGUUUGAUGUUGAAUUACUGAAUAAAAUCUGUGAGCUGAUUGGUGUUCAAACUUCCUCCUAUCAGGGUUCCCAAUUCAACUCAGACUUUUGACCUGAUUGGCACAAAAUAUUAUCAAGGCGUUUAUUGUGAAAUCUUUGUGCUUUCUAUUGUUGCUUUGUUUUUCCUGUGUGUGACUCUGACUUCCUGUUGAUGUUUGUGAAAAUAAAAAAACAUUAAAGUGACUGACUGAUGAACCCGUGUGAAGCUG
Xyrichtys novacula (pearly razorfish) is the source of this 2461-nucleotide messenger RNA. The record is from the annotation of a GenBank genome assembly. Lineage: Eukaryota; Metazoa; Chordata; Actinopteri; Labriformes; Labridae.